Messenger RNA from Cyclopterus lumpus (lumpfish), 1198 nucleotides. RefSeq names its product probable E3 ubiquitin-protein ligase TRIML1. The transcript has 5 exons. The record is from RefSeq and is a predicted model, not a curated record. The coding region runs from base 1 to 1179 and encodes 392 amino acids. Gene Ontology annotation, molecular function: protein binding. NCBI's taxonomy places the organism in Eukaryota, Metazoa, Chordata, Actinopteri, Perciformes, Cyclopteridae.
AUGGUCAUAAUUGCUCUCUUGGAGAAGGCAGAACUGACAAUAGACAUAACUAUCAGCUUGUUUAGGUGGCAGCAGCACAGCAAAUGCCUUUUCAUAAACCAGUCGAAGAGAAAGACUGAAGACAAGGUGGAGACAUUAGAAAAGCACCAAGAGUGUCUAAAGAGGCAAAGGGAAGCAGUGAAAUACAGACUGAAAAAACUCGCCGCACGACAAUCAGAAAUCGCAAAAAAAUCUGCAGUGAUAAGGGGGAGCAUCAUACGGAAAUAUCAGGAGAUCCAGACGGUUCUGGACGAGGACCUGAGGAUGACCCUGUCCCACCUGGAGAUGGAGGAGCGAGCGGCUGUCUCUGCCCUGGAUGGGCUGAUGGAGAAGAACUGUUCUCUGAUCCAGGAGAUAGAGCAGGACCUGGCAAGACUCAUUGUGGCAAUGGACCAGACCUACACAGAGCCUGAUACCUCCUCCAGAGUAAUGGAUCUGCUAAACAGGACAGACCCGAGCAGUGUGAGCCUGGACGAAGUUAAAGCUGACCAGAUCCUCAGCCUCACCAGCAACAUCCUUCUGCUCAUCAGCUCACAGACCCCGAUAAUCAAGAAACUCACCAAGAGUUAUUCCAGCGAGGUGUGUCUGGACCCAGAGACGGCCCACCCAAAACUGAUCAUCUCCCCCCAAGGUGACAGCGCCACCUACACAGACACCUGGCAGCAACUUCCUGACCUCCCUGGGCGCUUUGACACCACCCUCAAUGUCAUCAGCUUGCAAGGAUUCAGCUUUGGUCGCCAUUACUGGGAGAUUGAUGUCACUGGGAAGACUUACUGGGAGCUGGGCGUCACCUAUCCAAACAUUCCCCGCAAGGGCACCACUGAACACUGCUGGCUGGGCCGGGGGGACGAGUCCUGGUGUGUUGAGUUCUUUGAUGGGGAGUAUACAGCCUGGCACGGAGGUGUGCCCCAUCAGCUGCCUUUCACAAAACACUUCUGUCGGAUUGGUGUGUUGUGUAGUUUCCCUGCAGGGUUGGUGAUGUUUCUUGAGGCAGACAACAUGACGCCACUGUUCUCCUUCUGUGCAGGAACCUUCUCGGACUGCCUCCACCUGGCCCUGUGUCCUGGUCAUGACCACAAUGGCACCAAUGCUGAGCCUAUUGUGAUCUGUAAUGCUCCAUCUCCUUCCAGUGAUCUUUAAUUAUUAUUAGAACAGUAAU